CUUCCCAAUGUUGCGUCUCACACGUCGAUCUGUUCUUAAUACAGCUAAAUCCUUCCACCCUAAUGCACGUCGUGGCAUGGCCUCGUCCUUCUUUCCAGAUGAGCCAAAGGGUCCAUCUAUGAAGACAAGUGUACCUGGUCCGGCAUCAAAAGCUAUUAUGGACCGUAUGAACAAAUUCCAGGACACGCGAUCCGUGUUCUUUAUCGCUGAUUUCGCAAAAUCCAAGGGAAACUACAUUGUCGAUGCGGAUGGCAAUACUUUGCUGGAUGUAUUUGCUCAGAUUGCUUCUAUUCCUUUGGGCUACAACAGCCCUGCUUUUCUCGAACUCACCAACAAACCCGCCUUCCAGACCGCUCUGGCCAACCGUGCCGCACUUGGGGUCAACCCUACCGAAGACUGGGUUGAUUCGGUCCAGAACGCAUUCAUGAAGGUGGCUCCCAAGGGAAUGUCAAAUGUUUUUACCGUGAUGUGUGGCUCAUGCGCAAACGAGAACGCCUUCAAGACUGCAUUCAUGUACCAAGCAGCCAAAAGACGUGGUGAUAAGGAUUUUUCUCUGGACGAGCUUCAUUCAUGCAUGAAGAAUCAGGCUCCAGGAUCUCCAGAUAUGUCGAUUCUCAGCUUUGGACAGGGAUUCCACGGUCGUUUGUUUGGUUCUCUGGCUGCCACCUCGAGCAAGGCGCUCCACAAGAUCGAUAUUCCAGCCUUUGACUGGCCACGCGCUCCUUUCCCAGCACUCAAAUACCCUCUCGAUCAGAACAAAGAACACAACCGGGCAAUCGAAAAAGCCUCUAUUGAAGCCGUCGAUCUUUUGCUCCAAAACAAGACUCGACCUGUUGCGGCUGUGAUUGUUGAGCCUAUCCAGAGUGAGGGAGGUGACAAUCAUGCAUCGCCCGAGUAUUUCCGCAAUUUACAGGCCGUUUGCAAGGCUCAUGAUGUAUUGUUUAUUGUGGAUGAGGUGCAGACAGGUGUUGGUGCUUCAGGAACUUUCUGGGCGCAUGAAGCCUGGAAUUUACCUACAGCCCCUGACAUGGUGACCUUUUCCAAGAAAUUUCAGGCAGCUGGAUUCUAUCUUCACCCCCGUCUUCGCCCUAGCCAACCUUACCGUCUAUACAACACAUGGAUGGGUGACCCUGUCAGAGCUAUGCAAGCAGUUGCUAUUGUGAAUGAAAUUGAAAACAAGGACCUUCUCUCUAAUGUGAAACAAGUUGGCGACUAUCUUCAAAAGAAGCUCAAGUCGAUGGCCGAUCGUAAAUUACUUUCUGACGUUCGUGGGCAGGGUGCGUUGAUCGCAUUCGAUCUCGAGACACCUGCUAAGCGCGACAAAUUCUUGAUUGAUAUGCGUCAACGCGGUGUGAACAUUGGUGGAUGUGGUGAACGAACCGUUAGAUUGAGACCUAUGUUGACUUUCCAGCCUCAUCACGCUGAUAUUCUUCUUGAUACUAUGGAGGCCACCUUGACAUCGUAACACACGCACACGCACACGCACACACAUAUAUAUAUACUUAUAUAGAAUAAGUAUUUCUAUUUCUAUUUCUAUUUUUAUUUGUUGAUUAUUAUUUCUUUUAGCCAUAUGUAUACACAAGCUUGUUUCUCUUCUUUUACCUAGACAAAAUAUAUAUAUAUAUAAGAAUUUUAACUAUU
Phycomyces blakesleeanus NRRL 1555(-) is the source of this 1641-nucleotide messenger RNA. RefSeq lists its product as hypothetical. Gene Ontology annotation, biological process: GABA catabolic process. Gene Ontology annotation, cellular component: mitochondrion. The coding region runs from base 8 to 1465 and encodes 485 amino acids. The transcript has 2 exons. Gene Ontology annotation, molecular function: pyridoxal phosphate binding. NCBI's taxonomy places the organism in Eukaryota, Fungi, Mucoromycota, Mucoromycetes, Mucorales, Phycomycetaceae. The record is from RefSeq and is a predicted model, not a curated record.